This is a messenger RNA of Cyphomyrmex costatus, 737 nucleotides long. It is a transcript of the gene Sec61beta, whose product is annotated as Sec61 translocon subunit beta. The coding region runs from base 411 to 698 and encodes 95 amino acids. Gene Ontology annotation, cellular component: Sec61 translocon complex. The transcript is spliced from 3 exons. Gene Ontology annotation, biological process: intracellular protein transport. Lineage: Eukaryota; Metazoa; Arthropoda; Insecta; Hymenoptera; Formicidae. The record is from RefSeq and is a predicted model, not a curated record.
CCAAUAUAUAAUCGCUGAUUCGCGGAUGUCAAACGUAAAUGUAGCUGUGACGAUGACGUGUUCGUUGCGUACCACGUGUAGGGCAUACACUUGACACGUCGCCUGCUACUCUGCGUUGUACCACCAGUCCGCGUUCGAAUCGCCUGACGAGUAGUACGUUGGUAUACGUUUUGUUGCCACGUUGCUGUCGAUUUUCGCACAAAGAGGUGAAUCAGAAGAAGAGAGAAGCAAACGACAGUUGUCUUCCGAGUGUCCUGUUCACGAGACUCAACUUGUAAACGAUCUGUAUUUUACGGAAGAUUUGUACAACGCAAGCACUGUCGGAGUAUCUGGUACAUUUCGAGAGCAAAUAGAGUUUUUGAACGAAUCUCUUAGUAUCUUCUUGGAUUGUCAACAAGAAUAGCUUGAUCAUGCCUGCCGCACCUAGUGCUACCUCCGUGGGAUCUAUCGGACGAUCGCCCAGCAAAUCCAUAGCGCCAAGAACAAGUGGUAGUGGUACAGUAAGACAGAGGAAAACCACCGUAACCACCUCCGCCAGGAACAGGAAUACUGGUACAAGCUCCGGUGGCAUGUGGAGGUUCUAUACCGACGACUCUCCUGGCAUCAAAGUGGGACCUGUGCCAGUGCUAGUAAUGUCCCUUUUAUUUAUCGCGUCUGUAUUCAUGCUUCAUAUCUGGGGCAAGUACACUAGAAACUAGAUUUAAGCUUGAUACAUUAAGAUUAACCUGGGAGAGAGA